Molecule: messenger RNA, 2025 nt
Organism: Colletotrichum tamarilloi
Lineage: Eukaryota; Fungi; Ascomycota; Sordariomycetes; Glomerellales; Glomerellaceae
Exons: 6
Coding region: 1-2025 (674 amino acids)
Source: RefSeq, a predicted model, not a curated record
AUGUCCAAUGCUCGCGCUAGGUCAGAGGCAGCCAUCCUGGGCAUAGACUGGGGCAGCACCGCCAUACGUGCAACCAUUUGCAUCCGCAAGACCAAGGAAUUGCACCCAAUUUGGAACCACGGCGCGGUUCCUGGACAUGACAUCCGCUAUCAGACCGGCGCUUUCAACUCAACUCUCUACGUCGACGAUCGAGGCGGCAUAGUGUACACGGGCGAGGUGUACAACCAGAGCUGCACGCCCAUUCCCUCAAAAUGGUUCCUGUGCGAAGACCGCGAGACCGGCAACCCACUGCUCGAUGGCCUCUUGGCAAAGUUCAGAGGCAUGGAGAAGCGGAUACGCAGGGCCCUUGAAGCCAUCGUGAGGACUGUAUUCCAGGAGGUGACAACUUUCUGCACCGAUCGCGCGCUUCAUAUUGACGAGAUUGGCCUGUCGCAUCCAGCGCACUGGACCGCCCAGGAGCUGUCCAACUACGAGAACCUGAUUGCCGCCGUCAUGAUGGAGUCUAAUACGUUUACAAAAGCACACGGUCGCAUCAAGCUUCAUGUGGAGAGUCUGGCGUCGGCUCACUUUCUCUUCUCGAGCCCGCGUCACAUGAAGCAGAUCCUCACUAAAGUGGACGAGCCUUGUCAUCUGGUGUUUCUUGAUUUUGGAGGUCACACGAUGAACGGCUGCAUAUUCAGCGCAGUACGACGAAGUGGCGAUGGGUUGAAUUAUUUUCAAGUUGGGGAACCCUUCACCGCUCAUGGCGGUACACAACUAUGGGAGAAAAGAGUUGAUGACUUUGCAACAAAUUACGCCGAAAAGUCACUCAAAUUGACUCUACUCCCAAGCCAACGAGCAGAUCUUUUGGAAAUGUUUCAUUUGAAGAUCAAGAGGCUCCAGACAGGCCUAUUCGCGAGCAUGGUCUUGCACGCAGAAGAUCCAGACAACCACGGUAGUAUAUCAGUACACUUACGCGCGACCGAUGCCAGGCAAUGCUUCCUCGACGGGCUAGAAACCCCUCUAAGACUCGCCAGGAAGAAGAUUGACGCUGCUGUCGCCUUGGGCUCGAACGUCAAGAUAGUUCUGUCUGGCGGCAGUGGCAAGAACGUUCUAGUGCAGGCGAAUCUUCAGCAAGUUUGUGCUCAACUCAAGAUUGACGAGCCGUUCCUCUUUUACGAGGCGGUGGGUGAGAAAGACUCUUUCAACAUCAGCAAAGGCGCUGCUCUUGCGGCGGUCGGUAGUAUUAUGGCGAAGGAAUUCAUUGACAGGGGCGCUGCUUUCGGUUUCCAAACAGGUCGCCCAUUGAAGGGCGCUAAUGGCAGCUUCAUAAGCUGGGAUAAUACAGCCUUUCUGGCUCUUGAUUCUGAUGGUCCCCAUUACUUUAGGAAGCGCUACAGCGGGACGACGAGGCUCAAGAUCGUCUGUGACCCUCAGCUUCAAGCCUCUGCCAAAUGGGACCACGUUCCAGCAACGUGUUGCUACGACAUUCUCGAAUUAGCGCCGCCUACCAAAGGCCACUGGGAAUUCUGCUUACAGCUACAUGACUUCGGUGACGGCAAGCUGGGGCUGACAAUUCGAAAGAACAAACUGUCGUGGAAGGGAAAAGCCGUAUUGAAUAAGACGACCUACGGCCCUUUCCCCCUCGAAUACGACACGUCUUCGAGGUGCUGUCUGAUCAACCUGGACCGGGUCAAGACCGAGAGUACCGACUUUGAGAAUGGCGUCUUCUUGACCGAGGACGGGAAGCUUGUGCCGUGCGACCCGGAGGCGGUGAACGAUCAAAUCCAGGAUCUGCAAAAGGAGAACAAUGAUCGACUUAAGGAGUCGGGCGGGAUCAAUACGUCCAUGCCGCAAAAGGUGAAGGGGCAGCAAGAGAAGCAGGGGCAGCAGCAAGAACAACAGGAAAGCAGAGCGGCAGGAAAGCGGCCCAGGUCCACGUCGGUUUCUCAGACAAGGGGCAGAGGGAAGCCGCAUAAGAAGUCCGGCCGUGAUGACGAUAGGGGACAGGAACCGGCCUACAAGAAACGACUCAUGAAGCGGUAG